AUGUCUCGCACAGCUCAGAAGCGUCUAUUAAAGGAAUUACAGCAAUUAACCCGUGAUCCACCUCCUGGAAUAAUUGCUGCUCCUAAAACUGAAAGCGAUCUAUUUACUUGGGAUUGUCUUGUUGCUGGGCCACCAGACACACCAUAUGCAGGCGGUUUAUUUAAUUGUCAGUUACAAUUCCCAACUGAUUAUCCAUUAUCACCACCAACACUUACAUUCACCCCAUCAAUUUUACAUCCAAACGUUUAUCCAAAUGGGGAAGUUUGUAUAUCUAUUUUACAUGCUCCAGGUAGUGAUCCAAACAUGUAUGAAUUACCAGAAGAGCGUUGGUCUCCUGUACAAAGUGUCGAGAAAAUUUUAUUAAGUGUUGUCAGUAUGCUAAGUGAGCCAAAUGUAGAAAGUGGUGCGAAUAUCGACGCUUGCAUUCUAUGGAGAGAUCACAGGGAUGACUUUAAUAAAAAGGUUAAAAGAGAUGUUUUAAAAUCAUUAGGAUUUUGA
Molecule: messenger RNA, 498 nt
Organism: Henningerozyma blattae CBS 6284
Lineage: Eukaryota; Fungi; Ascomycota; Saccharomycetes; Saccharomycetales; Saccharomycetaceae
Gene: UBC7
Product: E2 ubiquitin-conjugating protein UBC7
Exons: 1
Coding region: 1-498 (165 amino acids)
Cellular component (GO): endoplasmic reticulum; cytosol
Source: RefSeq, a predicted model, not a curated record